AUGGCAGCCACUAGCUUAGCUUCACAAGCUUUCAUUCGUACGGCAGUCCACUCAUUUAUUCAACCCGCCCGUCGUUCCGCAAGCCUCACAACAAAGCUCGGUGGCCUCAGAAUCCUCCCCCUUUCCGCCCCUUUCACAUCUUCAGCUUUGGGCAUUUGCCACCCAGUGAGUGCUGUAAAAGGUUUAGCCGAUGUUUUGGUCAGAGGAGUUGGGAACAAGGAUACAAUUGAGGAUGUCAAGAGAAUUCUUGAUAUGGCAAAUCGGGCGUCAUUGAGGCGGGAAGUUUUACAUACCGACUUUCUCACACCACCUGUAUUGAAAGAAUCGAUGCAAGCAUUAGAGAAGUUUACGGACAUCAAAAUGGUAGUUCAGGGAGGAUAUCCAGAGGCCGAGCGUUGCCGGCUGUCAGUUGGACAUCCAGACAUAUUGACAUCUGAUCCGGAUAUUAUUGCAGCACUAAGUAUCUCAGGGAACUUUAGUUUUGAAUCAUGUUCUCAUGGUGACUUCCUUGGGGCAAUCCUUGGCACUGGGAUUGUGAGGGAUAAGCUGGGAGACAUUAUAUUGCAGGGAGAAAAGGGGGCACAUGUUCUUAUUGUUCCAGAACUUGUUGGCUUCCUUGUCUCGUCAUUGGACAAGGUAAGGAAUGUUUCUGUUACCUGUGAAAAGAUUCCAUUGCUUGCUCUUGAAUACCAGCCCCCGAGGACCAAGACCAUGAAAACUGUUGAAGCAUCAAUAAGACUUGAUUCUAUAGCUAGUGCUGGUUUCAAAAUUUCACGAUCGAAAAUGGCUGAUUUGAUAAGCAAAGGAGAUGUGCGUGUCAACUGGGCUACUGUGAUGAAAAACAACACUACUCUGAGGACAGGUGACAUCAUCUCCGUUAGCGGGAAGGGAAGACUUAAGAUUGGAGAAAUAAGCUCUACAAGAAAAGGAAAGUUUGCAGUCGAGCUUGUACGUUAUUUAUGA
This is a messenger RNA of Striga hermonthica, 963 nucleotides long. The record is from the annotation of a GenBank genome assembly. Lineage: Eukaryota; Viridiplantae; Streptophyta; Magnoliopsida; Lamiales; Orobanchaceae.